UAGCCAAUGCAGAUGAUUUGAUAGCAAUGCAUUGUCGUUCUCCUGAUUUAUCAGCUUCUGAUCGAAAUAAAUGCCAAUCCACACUUCCACUGUUGUUCUUGUUUUAAAGGCCUCAUGGACGAGCAGUUUUCAAGGGCUUCUCCGGCUAAGAAUCCUUGGAAGAGGGUUUUUUUCCUUCCUUUUUUUACUGGAUACACUCUCAUUUUCGAGUCUGCGAGUUGGACUGAUUUUGAGUCUUGUCCGCAUUUUUGUCUGCAUUUGCACAUUGCAUUAUGAAGCUUUCUGGGUUUUGGGUUUUGUUUUUCUUGCUCCAGAUGUCUUUAUUGCUGCUUUUCUUUCCAAGCUAUAUUAAUGCCUCUCCCAGCUCGGAUAUGGCUCUGAACCACCGCCAUCUUGAGCCAAAUGAAUCUUUUUCUGCCAUUCCAUUAAACAGGAAGCUGAAGUUUCAGAAUGAUGAAUAUGAUAGCCCGAGAAGAAACAAGGUUCACCAAGGUGAUCUAAAUCUUGAUGACUACCAUCCCAUUGAUCCAGUUCCAAGUUCAAAGACRUCGGUAAAACCCGGGCCGAUAGAGCACGGCACUCCUCUCCUGCCUCAUAUUCCAAAUCCUCCACCUCCUGAUCAACCUCAGCCGGGGGAUUUCGUGUAGGGAUCAGAAAUCUCUCUCUUCUACAUGUCUUAAAUAAUCUGAGUUUGUUCCUCAUGGAAACAAACCCAACUUUUUUUAUCCCGUCUCUCUUCUAUUAUGUAAGAAAGCUGCCUUGAGUAUUGGUAUUAGUAUUAUGUAUCCUUUAAAUGAUCUCUCUUCUAUUAUCUACCAAAWCAAGGCAAUGAGAACCAAUGUAUUUGAUGAUAUUUCCUUCUCUCCCCUGUUUUAUAAUCUAGUCUCAGAAAAUUAGAGGCAUAUUAUAUAUGUGUUUUUUGUCU
Molecule: messenger RNA, 925 nt
Organism: Momordica charantia (bitter melon)
Lineage: Eukaryota; Viridiplantae; Streptophyta; Magnoliopsida; Cucurbitales; Cucurbitaceae
Source: RefSeq, a predicted model, not a curated record